GUUUCGGCUCCCGCGGCGACCGGCGUGGCGCGGCGCGAUGCUGACCAAGUUCGAGACCAAGUCGAACCGCGUCAAGGGCCUCGCAUUCCACUCGAGCCGGCCGUGGGUGCUCGCGUCGCUGCACAAUGGCGUCGUGCAGCUGUGGGACUUUCGGAUGGGGACGCUGAUCGACCGGUUUGAUGAGCACGACGGGCCGGUGCGCGGGGUGUGCUUCCACCAGAGCCAGCCGCUCUUCGUCACCGGCGGCGACGACUACAAGAUCAAGGUUUGGAACUACAAGCUGCGGCGCUGCCUGUUUUCGCUGCUCGGCCACCUCGACUACAUCCGCACCGUGCAGUUCCACGUGGAGCACCCGUGGAUCGUGUCGGCGUCGGACGACCAGACGAUCCGCAUCUGGAACUGGCAGCAGCGCUCGUGCGUCUCCGUCCUCACCGGCCACAACCACUACGUCAUGUGCGCGCAGUUCCACGUCAAGGACGACCUGGUGCUGUCCGCCUCGCUCGACCAGACGGUGCGUGUGUGGGACAUCGGCGGGCUGCGCAAAAAGACGCUGCCCGAGACGGUCACGCCAGAGGAGCGUAGCGCCAUGGGGCCGCCCAUGCCCGACCCCGCCGGCAGCAGCCCCGGAGGGUCGCUCUCGAGCAAGCUCGGCAAGGCGAUCCCAAACAUGAAGGUCGAGGACCUCUUCGGAGGCAACGACGCGACGGUCAAGUACGUUCUCGAGGGGCACGACCGCGGCGUCAACUGGGCCUCCUUCCACUCCACCCUCCCGCUCAUCGUCUCUGGCGCCGACGACCGGCAGGUCAAGCUCUGGCGGAUGAACGAGACCAAGGCGUGGGAGGUUGACACGCUGCGCGGCCACAUCAACAACGUCUCGUGCGCCCUCUUCCACCCAAAGCAGGAGCUCAUCAUCUCAAACUCGGAGGACAAGUCGAUCCGCGUGUGGGACAUGUCCAAGCGGCAGGGCGUGCAGACCUUCCGCCGCGAGCACGACCGCUUCUGGAUCCUCGCCGUGCACCAGGAGUCCAACUUGCUCGCCGCGGGCCAUGACGGCGGCAUGAUCGUCUUCAAGCUCGAGCGCGAGCGGCCGGCCUUCACUCCAAUCUCCGGUGGCGUGCUCUUCGUCAAGGACCGGUACGUGCGCUCGUUCGACUACGGCUCCGGCAAGGACACGGCGCUCAUGUCGAUCCGCCGCUCGGGCAACUCGGGCGGCCCCGCCGUCCACUACAAUGAGCAGGAGAACAUGCUGCUCGUCUGCCACGACACCGACGGUGGCUCCUACGAGCUCUACUCGGUGCCGCGCGACGGCCGCUCGUCGGACCAGUCGCAGGAGUGCAAGCGCGGUGCGGGCAGCUCUGCCGUGUUUGUCGCGCGGCAGCGCUUCGCCGUGCUGGACAAGAACCGGCAGAUCCUGAUCAAGAACUUCCAGAAUGAGGUGACGAAGAAGUGCGCACCGCCGCACGCUUCGACCGACUGCCUCUUCCCCGUGGGCACCGGCAUGCUGCUGCUGCGCUCCGAGGAGCGCAUCUCGCUCUUUGACGUGCAGCAGCGCAAGGCGGUUGCCGAGCUGUCGACGCCCGCCGUCAAGUACGUGGUCUGGUCGCCCGACAACUCUCACGUCGCCCUGCUCUCGAAGCACGGCGUCGUCAUCGCAAACAAGAAGCUCGAGCAGCUCUGCAUGGUGCACGAGACGAUCCGGAUCAAGUCGGGCGCGUGGGACGGCAACGAGGUGUUCGUCUACUCGACCCUCAACCACAUCAAGUACUGCCUCAUCAACGGCGAUUCGGGCAUCAUCCGCACGCUCGACGUGCCCGUCUACAUCUCGCGCGUCUCUGGCGGCACCGUGCACUGCCUCGACCGGGAGGGCAAGGUGCGCAAGAUGGUGGUUGACGUGACCGAGUGCCAGUUUAAGCUCUCGCUGCACAAGAAGGAGUUUGAGCGCGUGAUCCGCAUCAUUAAGCAGUCGCGCCUCUCGGGCCACGCCAUCAUCGCCUACCUGCAGAAGAAAGGCUUCCCGCAGGUCGCCCUCCACUUUGUCUCGGACGAGCAGACGCGCUUCAACCUGGCCGUCGAGUGCGGCAACGUCGACAUUGCGCUGCAGGCGGCGCAGGCGCUCGACUCGAAGGAGAACUGGCACCGGCUGGGCGCCGAGGCGCUCAAGCACGGCAACCACCAGGUGGUGGAGAUGGCCUACCAGCGCACCAAGGACAUGGAGAAGCUCUCCUUCCUCUACCUGAUGACGGGCAACAUCGACAAGCUCAAAAAGAUGCUCAAGAUCGCGGAGAUGCGCUCCGACGUGAUGGGGCGCUUCCACAACGCGCUCUACCUCGGCGACGUGCCCGAGCGCGUCAAGCUGCUCGUUGAGGCGGGCCACAUCCCGCUCGCCUACAUCACGGCCCUCACGUACGGCCUCACCGAGCAGGCCGAGGCCCUCUCGCAGCAGCUCACCGCGGCCGGGCUCCCGCUACCCGAGCCGCUCUCGCCCGCGCCGAAGAUGCUCUACCCCGCGCUGCCCAUCUCUCGCGACAGCAACUGGCCGCUCCUCACCGUCUCAAAGGGCACCUUCGAGCGCACGCUCGCCGGCGGCGGCGGCGGCGGCGCCACCGCCGACUCGGGCUUGGGCGACGCGGGGCUCGACCUUGACGACAUGGACGGCGGCGGCGGGUGGGGGGACGACGACCUCGACCUGGACGGCACCGGCGGCGGCGGCGGCGGCGGCGGCGGCGACCCGCUCGGCGACGACGCGGACCCGCUGGGGGGCGAGGGCGCGGAUGGGGACGGGUGGGGGACGGAGGAGCUGGACCUGGGCGACCUGCCGGGCGGCAGCGAGCGCGCGUCGAUGGGCGGCGGGUACUACGUCGCGCCAAACGUGGGGAUGCCGCUGACGACGCGCUGGUCGCGCGAGUCGCGCCUCGCGGCGGACCACGCCGCCGCCGGCUCUUUCGAGUCGGCGAUGCAGCUGUUGCAGCGCCAGUUUGGGCUCGCGCGGCUCGAGCCGCUGCGGGGCGCCUUCCUCGCGCUCGCCGCAUCGUCGCAGUCGGUGCUCGCGCCGGCGCCGUCGCUGCCGUCGCUGCAGGCGCCGCUCACCCGGCCGGGCGGCUGGCCGUGCGUGUGCAUCAGCCUCGGCUCGCUCGUCGAGAAGCUCAAGGCGGCGUACGGACUCGUCACCGGGGGCAAGUUUGCCGAGGCGCUCGACGCCUUCAAGAGCAUCAUGGGGAGCAUCGCCCUCGCGCUGGCGCUGUCGCGGCAGCAGGUGGCGGAGCUCAAGGAGCUGCUCGGCAUCUGCCGCGAGUACAUCACCGGCCUCCGCCUCGAGCUCCUCCGCCGCACCCUCGGCGCCGACGAAAAGGUGCGCGCGUGCGAGCUCGCCGCCUACUUCACGCACUGCAACCUGCAGCCGGCCCACAUGAUCCUCGCGCUCCGCUCGGCGAUGAACAUCUCGUGGAAGGCCAAGCUCAAGCGCUCCGCCGCCGCCUUUGCGCGCCGGCUCCUCGAGCUCAACCCGAAGCCCGAAUUCGCGCAGACGGCGCGCAAGGUGAUCCAGGCUUGCGAGUCGGAUUUGACCGAUGACUUCACUAUGGCGUACGACGAGCGCAACCCGUUUGUCGUGUGCAACAAGUCGUUUGUGCCCAUUUACCGCGGCUCGGAGAUCGCCUACUCCUCGUUCUGCAGGGCGCCCUACCUGCCUAAGUUCAAGGGCGCCGUGUGCGAGGUUGACGGGAUUGGCCAGGUCGGCGGCGAGGGGACUGGAUUCAGCGAGGUAGACGCCGACGGCAAGUUUCUCUCCUGAGUACACGGGCGGGACUCGGGCUGCCCCACGGCGACUGGAAGCCUGAAGAGUCAACCCCCUCAGGAGAGGGUGCACUGCGCUCAGCACAGCCCUUUAUGUGUGUGUCGGGCGUCGGGUCGCGCCAUGAUAUAUAACUGGGAGGAGAGCGUUCUC
Emiliania huxleyi CCMP1516 is the source of this 3943-nucleotide messenger RNA. RefSeq names its product COPA1, alpha subunit of the coatomer (gene COPA1-1). Gene Ontology annotation, cellular component: COPI vesicle coat. NCBI's taxonomy places the organism in Eukaryota, Haptophyta, Isochrysidales, Noelaerhabdaceae. The transcript has 8 exons. The record is from RefSeq and is a predicted model, not a curated record. The coding region runs from base 38 to 3790 and encodes 1250 amino acids. Gene Ontology annotation, molecular function: protein binding; structural molecule activity. Gene Ontology annotation, biological process: intra-Golgi vesicle-mediated transport; intracellular protein transport; endoplasmic reticulum to Golgi vesicle-mediated transport.